GAGAAAUUUUCGGCGUCUCCCACGCAGCAAUAAUGCAUGCCCGAUUUCGUCCUCAAUCCGGCCAUUGAAGCCGAAUGUGUCCGUUCAGAACGUACAAAUGUACCAGGUACCGUAGCACUCGAAUGGGAUAGACAUGCCAUGAGGCUCUGGUCAUAGCCAACAAUGGAACCAACAUUCUGCUGGUCUCUUCGACGACAUUGUACGGUCGUUGUACCAGUCUGUCUCGUUGUGGCAUUGUUGCAAAACGCGGUUGCCGCCAACCUUGACUCUCCGGAGGAACCCCUAUACCGCUCAAGAUUGCAACAACACAGGCAGCUUCAAGAUCCCAUCAGCCCAUGCGCCGCCAUUGCAUAUGACGACGCUGUCCUGCCAUCCGAGACUUGGCCGUGGACUUCUUCAAGCCGUCAUUCAUUGAACAAUGCCUAGCAUCCCAAUCAGUCAACCAGACCUUGCUCUACUCGCACAUUGCUAACUUGAAGGAAACCUUUCAACAGUAUUAUUGCUUCUACGAUAUUGCAAGCAAUGCCAGUGAUAGCAACCCUAUAAGCUUCCAGCCGGAGCUUGGGUACUCGGUCUUUUCCGGUCCUCUAGCAGGACAGGUCGAUCUUACGGAAGAGAUCGGCGCCUUGCUGGAGACCGUCGAAUCUGGGGCAGCAUCCCUAGCUACCUUUUGGGAUCUUCAAACAAUCAGCAACAAGCUCUUUGAUGCUCACGUGUCGCUUCCCAGACUCGCAGGUGUGGCUGGUGAGCUAGCAGAUCUGCACCUGUUAAAUAUCUUUCCUGACCGAAACCUUGAUCCAUCCAGGAGGAUAGCACGGACUUGGAUGCGUCCUUCCUAUCUCAAGGGUGGCGAGUUCCAGCUCAAAGUGAUUUGGGAAUCAUACGAUGGCAAUCAAACCGAGGAUAUCGUCGUGUCUAUGAACGACAUGGCGCCCUACGACUUCGUUUUGGACCUCGUUUCCAAACCCGAAGCAGCCAUAAACUUCCCGUAUCAAUCCAUUGGUGCCCGAAUGAACGGUGCUUUCAAAAGACUCGAAACCUCCAGCAGCAGGGCACCCGAAGGAGUGGUUUUCACUAUUGGUUCCAGGUCGAGACCAACUUCGAUACUUCCUGAUGCCUUCGUUGUCACAUACGCGAGCGGAGAAUCUGAGACAUACUUUUCCGGGCUACGGUAUCGUGGUUUGAAUACUUCGACGGUGUAUGAUCUCUUGAACUCUAACAAUCUUGACCUAGACACACCCGGAUCAGCCUACCAAAAUUUUCAAAUUGCUGUUAGCCAGAUCCAAGGCGUGACGGCAACGACCAAAGACGCUCAACAGAGGAAAUCUACACCCAAGACGACCGACGUGGAACUAGAAGUAUUGAAGCAGGUUGAUGGUGAUGAUACAGGAUACCAAUUUGAUGAAGUGAUCAACCUACGAAGCCAGCUGUCGGGAGAGAGGAUGGACGUUGCGGCGUACAAGAUUCAUGACGAAUUUGCCGUCCUGAAAAUUGAGAGCUUUGCCUUUGAAGCUGACGAUGAUGGUAACCCAGCCAUGAUUUCCAUCUGGUCGAACUUUACAGCGGCAGCAAAAGAAAACGGAGUGACGAAGGCGAUGAUAGAUAUCAGUGGAAAUGGCGGGGGAGUCAUUACCUCCGGCUAUCAGUUGGCAGUAUCUUUGUUCCCCUUUGCCCCUUACAAGGUCUUCGAGCGUCAAUUCGACGUAACCUACAACUCUGUGAUGCUGGCCUACAACGACACCGUCUCACCGGUGAUGGACAGUCUAAAGCUAGAGGUCAAUCUCUUGACAGACACUCAACUAGAAGCAUACAUUGAAGCUUCACCGACCAGUACUGGCGAGCUCGUGAGCUCUAUGAUCGAAUCCUUGCUGGGCUUCUGCUGCAACGACAUUUUGUUGGAAACAUGUCAAAACCUGCAACGCUGCUUUCCACUUUUUGACUUGAGUGUAUCAGCCCAGACAAUGAACCAAUUUCCAAGUGCUCCUCAAAUGCGCAGUUUCCUGCAACAACUUACUGAGGCUUUUGACGAGUACAAUCCGUUCAACGUGUUACAAACUUUGCAGCGUGGGUUUGUUGACCCCAAUAAAAUACACAAGGUCGUUCGAGGAGGUCAAGUUGUGAACCUAACGAAUCAAUUUACCAUCUUAGAGGAACAGUUGUACUACGAAGCAGCGGCUCAGGCAUUCCAGAAUGAUUUCUUCUUCGACGAAGUUGUGAUCGUCUCAGACGGGGCAGCUGGGUCCACCGCCUGCAUCUUUUCAAGCAUGGUAAUGCAGCUAUGGAAGAACAGGGAUGCUUGGGAGGGGCGCGAAGUUCCAAUCACAACAAUAACGUAUGGAGGAACGAAGGAGCCAUCCGAUACCACUGUAGCUGGGUUCCCCGCAUCGGUGCAACAAGUCAACAUUGGAUAUCCGAUCAUCACGUCGGGCUUGCUAUACAUGUUGGAAUUCCUUCUACCACCCGCCCUUUCCGUGCUUCUAACGAACGUCAAUAGCUACUACCAGUCUCUCUUGCCUGUGCCACCUUAUUUUGCCGAGUCACUGCCUCAAAUGCCCGUAUUCAACUACUACAGUAACUUCAUGCAACCAGGUGCUAUCCCACUACAGUUCGUGAAGAUUGUUGCUGACAAGCACCUUCCCCAAAUCUUCAAUCACAACAGCCUGGCUAGCACAAGUGGACUUGAGACCCUGUAUGAAGAAGCUGCCAAGCUUGGCUUCACAACUGAUACUGUGGUUGAGGAAAGUGAAGAUGAGACGCAUGAUGUAGUCGCAGAAAGGAAACGCUUUGAACCUGGAGGUCGGCAGUAACAAGAAGAAGAUUGUUCAAACCUGGAGGUUCACAGCAACCCAAAGGCCCAAAAGUGCCUGUCUACUAGUACUUUCCUGCUUGCCUGCAUACUAAUAGAACUUUCUAGCGAUGACCAGCAAGCUGUCUUGAAAGCAUGCA
Molecule: messenger RNA, 2946 nt
Organism: Seminavis robusta
Lineage: Eukaryota; Bacillariophyta; Bacillariophyceae; Naviculales; Naviculaceae
Source: the annotation of a GenBank genome assembly